AUGACGAGUAAACGUAGACAGCGCAAGAAACGUAAAGACUCAGUUUCCGAAGAAUUAACAAGCGAUACCGGAACUGAUGUAACUGACAUUGCUGAUUUAUCAAUUACAACGACAACAACUUCACCAAAUUCUGAUUCAUCUAAAUCUUUUAGAAAAACAUCUGAAACUUUACGUAGACGUAAAUAUCGUAAAGAGAAUAACACAUCUGAAACAGCUGAAGAAAUUUUGAAUACUACUUACUUUCUAAAACAUGAAGAAGACAGGCCUUUUCUUACAAAGAAACGUGUCGUUUUUACUGCUGGUAUCAUUCUUGGACUUGCCAUUGCGUGGUUAAUGGGACAAAGAAGGACUGAGAUUUCCAAUUAUAUCUCAGUUGCUUUUUCGGACUUGGAUUUUGCUAGCAUUUUACCGGCAAAUAUUCUUGUGGAUGAGCUACUGGGUAAUAUUACUUUAUUUCUCAAGCCGAAUAUAACACUCUUGGAAGAUAAGGAAUUUUAUCCCGCUCUGGAUUUGAUUGGUGAGGGAAUUAAAUCACAUCAUCCGGUUGUUUUGAUUCCUGGAAUUGUCUCAACAGGGUUAGAAAGUUGGAGCACGUCUAAUUGCUCACGACCUUAUUUUCGAAAGCGAAUGUGGGGAACAACAACUAUGUUCCGUGCUGUAUUAUUGGAUAAAGAGUGCUGGACUGAAAACAUGAAACUUGAUCCUGUCACUGGUUUGGAUCCUCCCAACUUUAAAUUGCGAGCUGCGCAAGGCCUGGAUGCAGCUGAUUAUUUGUUCCCUGGGUAUUGGGUAUGGGGUAAAAUGAUUCAAAACUUUGCAGCAAUCGGUUAUGAUAAUAAUAAUAUGCAUCUUGCAGCUUAUGAUUGGAGACUCUCAUUCUAUAAUCUUGAAGUUAGGGAUCAAUAUUUCUCCAAGCUAAAAGCGACUCUUGAGCUGGCCAAAAAAAUUGACGGAAGGAAAAGUGUGGUAGUUGGUCAUUCAAUGGGAGGAAAUGGAGGUCCAAAUUGGGUGAAUGAAUAUAUAGAAGCAUUUGUUAAUAUAGGAGGACCAUUGUUGGGCUUACCUAAAGCUUUGUCGGCAUUACUUUCAGGUGAAAUGCGUGACACUGUUGAAUUAGGGUCCUUUGGAAUUUAUGUGCUUGAACGUUUCUUUUCAAAGUUCGAACGCGCUGGCCUGUUUCGCACGUGGGGAGGUCUUUCUUCGAUGUUACCUAAAGGCGGUGAAGAAGUCUGGGGUACAAAACAUGAAGCACCUGAUGAUCGUAAUGAUAUUGAUGAGACAUAUGGUUCCAUGUUAACAAUACGAUCGUUAAUAAAAAAGAAAGAGAAUACUAGUAGUACAAAUGCUAAUAAAACCCAUAAGUCAGAGAAAAUAAAACAUCACUCGUGCAAAUCUGGUGUAAACCUUUUACUAAAGUCUACAACUAAUUUUAGUGAAAUGUUGACAAGGAAUUAUAGUUUCGGGAUAGCCACUAGUGAAGAAGAAAUGCAAAAUACGAAAGAGGAUCGUACCAAAUGGACAAAUGUAUUAGAGUCACAGUUACCUAAUGCACCUAAUAUGACGAUAUAUUGUUUAUAUGGAUAUGGAAAAGAAACUGAAAGAAAAUAUUAUUAUUCACAUGAACAAGAAGAUGAUAAUGAUGAAGACGACGACUUUGGCGCUGAUGGUGACGUGAAUCGAUUCAGAAAGAAAGUUACAAGUUUUUUAAAAAAUAUGUUUAUCGAUAGUUCAAUGAAUUCCGAAACAGACCCCAAAAUAAAAAGUGGUGUACAUAAUGGCGAAGGAGAUGGUACGGUGCCAUUACUUUCUUUAGGAUAUAUGUGUACUAAAGGAUGGGAAAAUCCCUUAUAUAAUCCAGCAAGAAUUAAGAUAAUUACACGAGAAUUUCAACACGAGGUGGGACCAGCUUUUGAUUUGCGUGGCGGAGCAAAAACAUCGGAUCAUGUUGAUAUACUUGGAAAUUACGAACUCACGGGUGGAGAACUUGAUGAUCGUAUAACCUCGGCUAUUCGGGAAUACUCCGCCAAAGUUAAAAUAUAA
Messenger RNA from Funneliformis geosporum, 2040 nucleotides. The record is from the annotation of a GenBank genome assembly. NCBI's taxonomy places the organism in Eukaryota, Fungi, Glomeromycota, Glomeromycetes, Glomerales, Glomeraceae.